AUUCUGUUUUUGUUUUGGAUUUCCAGCAUCCGCAGUUUUUUUGUUUUUAUCUAUGGUUGCAGCCUACCUAGGAAAAGAUUCUCCAAGGAUAGAAACCAUGAGGAAGGCAAAGGAAAAUGGCAGUUACUUUAUUCUAGCAAAGAGCACAAAAAUCUCAGAUGUGAAACUUGAGUUAGGACUUGCCCUUCGGGGGCAGAGCACAAUGGGCGAAUUUAUAUUUUGAAGUCUGCAAUGCUCUUGGUCUCAGCUUGGUUAACAUUUUGGUUCCUAUUUCUUAUGUUCAAUGAAAGCUACAAUUCUUGCCCACCCAAAAACACUUUAAGCGAAGAGGUAAAGGCAUGCCUGCAUUAAAUCAGAAUGGUGACCCUUUGGCUUCAAUGAUGCUGCACUUACUCUGAUUAAUAGCCGUCAAAAACAGGAAGCAGCAAUAUUUAUAUCAAGGCUAACUAUGGAUACAACUUAGAGUUAAGGAAGCCAGAAUCAAAUCAUUUGAAAAUAUAUCCAUAUUUGGCUUUAAUAUGUCACACAGUAUAAUAAUUUUAGAAUCUUCGUAAGGUAAUACCAAUUUAGUUUCUAUUUUUCCAAUUUAUUCCAACUUAUUAUUUUAACACAGCAAAGAUAGUUUGGAAAAUGCAUGCAUUGAUGCUUUUCUUGGUGUUAAGACGCUCCAGAAAUAGUCUAGCAGAAGCUGUUUCUUCAGAAAAUGAAAACAUUAAGUCAUAAUGCAUGAAUCUUAAUUUUGUUGUAUUUGAUUCCUGUGCAAAAUUUCCUGAUUUCAGUAACGAUUUCUAUAAGAUUAGAAUCAUUUGUUUUAAUUUAUAAUCGCAGUACAUCCCAAUAUAUGAUUGGCUUCCUUAAUAAGCUUACUGAAUACUCUAUAGUCUUUCCCAAUUCUUUGGUCUAUGUUAAUGAACAUUAUAAGUUUCAUGUCUAUUGUUCCAAUAAAUGUAAACUCGCUACGUUAAAGCCCAUCCUUAAUUAAUCCACUUAAUUUCUACAAAACACCUUGAACGCUAUCGAUCUCCCUUCUCAGUUAGUGUCGGAAAAUACAGCUUGGCGCAAAUUGGGUCUGGAAUUUGGCCAAGACUUUUGUUUCUGGAGGCAGGUGUGGGGAAAUGAGGUUGUAACAAUGCUGCAACUUUUGCAUCUCCGUGAAGAGGUUCCGACAACUGACUGCAGUGACAUUAAAAUUACAGGAGAGCGGAUCCAACUCGUCUCCGGAGCCCAGCAGAGUCAGCCUCCCAGUGCGGUAUCAUGCUGGGUUUGCCCGCGUUACAACAGCGACUCUAGUUCAAAACUACUCUGGGCAGUUCGGAGAUUUUUUUUUCUCUGUGAGCAGGGGUACGGGAUUUUCUCACUGGGAAUCUCUCUCUCUCUCUGGGGGUUGCUGAAGCCGCGUAUAACUGACUUUCAUCAAGUCCAAGGGGAGAUUUUAAAUUUGCCUGGAGUUGGUGUUAAUGUUUUGAAUGUUGACAGUCCUGUUCUCCAAACAUCCAGCGAGUAAUGAACGAUUAGACCCCCGGGGCAGGAAUGCAGUGGAAGUCGGGAAUAGGCACCGCAGCUGCCCCGAUGCAGGUCGGCUCUGCUUGAUCUCAAACCCUUCACUGCUUCGAGCUAAAAGUUCAAGAAAGCGAUAGUGUGGUGAUCAAGAAGUAGGAUUCGAUCUGCACUCAACCUUUUGCAGCUCAGUUUUUAUUUCCCCUCCUAAUGCCCCUUAAGUGUUUUGGGGGGUGGAGAGCCUGCUCCGUGCUAGUGCAUCCCCAGGUGAAAGUCUGAAGCAAAGUGCGCCAUUCGUUGGUGCCCCACUCCGGGGGUGGGGUUCCCAGCCCCAUCACAACAUCACAGCCGCUCUCGCUCUUCCAGCUUCUGACCGGCCGCUGCUGCUUCUUUAGCAACGCGCGCGAAGCGUUAACUCUUGUUUCUCUCUCCACAGAUGCUGCCAGGACCUGCUGAGCUUUUCCAGCCGUUUUCUGGUUUUGUUCCGCUGCAGCCACUGGUUCCGAAGUCCGAAAUCAGGCAAACAUCAUCCAAAAGCGUCUCCAUCGCACAAAACAAGUUUUUUUUUAAAAAGAAUAAAUUCUGAAAGUAGCUGGGAUUUCCCAGUUCCGUCUAACUUUCUCGCUAAGUCGUGUGCAAAUGACACACUUACCAACAUAAAGGCUGACUCGAGUGAUACGGGAACAGUCGACGCCCUGAGUUUGAAGGCUGCUCUCCCUUAGAGUCAGAGUGCGGGGGAACGAGGCCGCUCGGCCCAUCAUGCCUGUACCUGCUCCAUUGGUGGAGCUGUCCAAUCACUCCCCCUGCUCUUCCCAUCUGUCACACGCGGAACCCUUCAGAACAGUGACAUCGCCAGAAAGUUUAAGCACUGAGCGGCCACACAGACUGUACCUAGUGAAUCAGCGUCCCCUUCCACUGGAACUAUAAGCCCAGCCUGUGUGGGUGAAGUGUGAGUAGUGCGGCUGUGGCUCGGCGCGGUCCUUCCUUCCCCCAACCUCCUGGCGGAGAGGUGAGGAGCUCUUGUCUCUGUCCAUCGCCCUCUCCCUUUCCUGGGGAAACAGUAGCUGGGCGAUGACAGGAGGCCAGCCGGGUACCGCAGUCGCUUUGUGAAAAGCUACCCCUGCGGGGAGACGAGAUCUGCGUCAUAUUUUGAAUCGUUUGGUUUUGCUUUUUCUUUACGCGAAGAUUGUGAAGAAGCAAACAUUUAAGGACCGUUUGAGGGAAAGGAUUUCAUCUUAUAAACUCUGGUUCAUAUGGGGUGUCAAUGUGCUGUUUUGUAUUGCGGAACCGGCAAGUGAAUCGCCCCGGUGGAUCGAGUUUGCUACUUUGGAAGUGAUGAUGACCUUGCCACUGUCUGUAGCACGCUGAUUCACCAUGCCCAUCAUUUCCCGAAGCAGCGAGAACGACUACAGUAAUUUGAGCGAUACUUCGUCCAAUUCGUUGAUCCACAUUGUUCCUAGAGCUCACGCCGAAGCCCCACCUGUCAAAGGAGCCUUCUACCAACGAUGCAGACGGAUCCCCCACCCAGGUCAGCCGAGCCCCAUUGACCAGAGGCAACACAUCAUUGUCAACGUGGGAGGCACCAAGUACUUGGUGCCCUGGCGCACUCUGGAUGACUUUCCACUCACAAGACUUGGGAGAUUGAAGUUUUGCAGCAGCUAUGAAGAAAUUGUACAGGUCUGCGACGACUACGACGAGUCCUCCAACGAGUUUUUCUUUGAUCGGAACCCAUGUGCUUUUCGGAUGAUCAUCACUUUCAUUUCGGCCGGGAAACUCCGCCUUUUAAGGGAGAUGUGUGCCAUGUCCUUCCAAGAGGAGCUGCUCUACUGGGGAGUGGAGGAAGCCCAGCUGGAGUGGUGCUGCCGCAGGAAGCUAGUUCAGAAAGUUCGUGAGGUGGCUGAGAUCAAAAGAGGAGAGGACCUUGAGGCAGACAAAGAGAAGGUGAACGUUCAGGUUGAGAGAACCAAAUUUGGAUAUUAUAUGGACAAACUGAGAGAUAUGGUGGAAAAUCCUCAAUCAGGCCUUCCUGGGAAAGUGUUUGCCUGUCUGUCCAUUAUAUUUGUCACCAUUACUGUAAUUAGUAUUUGCAUUAGUACAAUGCCAGAAUUAAGGACAGAAGACGAGAGGGAUAAAUGCUCCCAGAGGUGCUAUAACAUGUUUAUAAUAGAAACCAUCUGCGUGGCCUGGUUCUCCUUGGAAUUUGUCCUUCGGUUCAUACAGGCACGAAGCAAAUGGCAGUUUCUGAGGGGCCCUUUGAACAUUAUUGACAUAUUGGCAAUUCUACCGUAUUAUGUUGCACUUGUGGUUGACAAAGGACCUGCGGACAGCAACAAACCUUCAGGAAGUAACAUCUAUUUGGAAAAAUUAGGCCUGGUCCUCCGAAUAUUGCGCGCCUUGAGAAUUCUGUAUGUCAUGCGCCUUGCUAGGCACUCCUUAGGACUUCAGACAUUGGGUCUUACAGUCCACCGCAGUAUUCGUGAGUUUGGACUCCUGCUGCUUUUCCUCUGUGUGUCUGUCACACUAUUUGCACCACUGGUAUUCCUUGCAGAGAAUGAGAUAGGCAGAGAGCAAGACUUUAGCAGUAUUCCUGCGUCAUACUGGUGGGCUAUCAUUUCCAUGACAACAGUGGGAUAUGGUGACAUGGUACCUCGAACUAUCCCUGGUCAGGUGGUAGCUCUCAGUAGCAUCCUAAGUGGGAUCCUAAUAAUGGCAUUCCCUGCAACAUCCAUUUUCCAUGCAUUUUCCCGUGCAUAUUUGGAGCUAAAACAAGAGCAAGAGAGAGCACAGGCCCAUCUGAAAUACAUCCAAAAGGCAGCAAAGCAGACAGAGAAUCAAGGUUUCAGUGACACAAAAGAAAUAGUUUUUGAAGACACAGAUUGUUAAUGAAUUUAGUACUGCCAUGAAAACAGUCUU
Molecule: messenger RNA, 4410 nt
Organism: Carcharodon carcharias (great white shark)
Lineage: Eukaryota; Metazoa; Chordata; Chondrichthyes; Lamniformes; Lamnidae
Gene: kcng4a
Product: potassium voltage-gated channel, subfamily G, member 4a
Exons: 3
Coding region: 2872-4380 (502 amino acids)
Biological process (GO): protein homooligomerization; potassium ion transmembrane transport
Cellular component (GO): voltage-gated potassium channel complex; membrane
Molecular function (GO): delayed rectifier potassium channel activity
Source: RefSeq, a predicted model, not a curated record